AUGAUCUGGUGCUUCUGUCACCAACCAAGGAGGGCCUACAGCAGCACCAAGAUCUUCUGCAAAGAUUCUUGCUCUCUCAACUGCUCUCUCAACUGCUCUCUCAAAUGCUCUCUCAACUGUUCUCUCAACUGCUCUCUCAACUGCUCUCUCAACUGUUCUCUCAACUGCUCUCUCAACUGUUCUCUCAACAUGUGUUCUCUGUGUUCUCUCAACUGCUCUCUCAACUGUUCUCUCAACUGCUCUCUCAACGACGACAAGUCAACGUUUUUCCAGUUUGGAGCUUCCAUCCAGCAGGAGGCGCUGUUGAUGUUGAGCAUCAUGGAGGAGUACGACUGGCACAUCUUUUCCAUAGUCACCUCCAAGUUCCCCGGAUACCAGGAGUUCAUCAACGUCCUCAAGAGCACCGUGGACAACAGUUUUGUAGGCUGGGACCUGCAGCACAUCAUAACAUUAGAUGCUGUGGAGGAGGACAGUAAGAGUCAAAUCAUGUUGAAGAAGGUCCAAUCCCCGGUGGUUGUGUUGUACUGCUCUAAAGACGAGGGAGUGUUUAUCCUGGAGGAGGCUCGCUCCCUGGGCCUCACCGGGUUCGGAUACAUCUGGAUCGUCUCCAGCCUGACCUCCGGCACCACCGAGACGGUACCUGCGGAGUUCCCCUCGGGCAUGGUGUCCGUCUCCUCUGAGGACUGGGACUACCCUCUGGAGGCGCGGGUGAGGGACGGGCUGGGCAUCAUCACGUCCGCUGCCUCCGCCAUGCUGGAGGAGUACGGAGAAAUACCUGAAGCUCGGACCUCCUGCUACGGAACACAGCCAGAGAAGACUUCCAAGGUUCCUCCUCUCGCCCUGCACAAGUAUAUGAAGAAUGUAACAUGGGAAGGUAGAGACUUGUCGUUUACAGAAGAUGGUUACCAGCAGAACCCCAAGCUGGUCGUCAUCGUUCUCAAUAAGGAACGAGAAUGGGAGAAGAUGGGUCGUCUGGACAACCGGAGCCUGACGUUGAAGUACCACGUGUGGCCGCGCUUCAACUCGUUCGGCGACGCGGAGACGGAUGACAACCAUCUGUCCAUCGUGACUCUGGAGGAGAAACCCUUCGUCAUCGUCGAAGACGUGGAGAGGCUCACUGGAACCUGUAUGAGGAAUUCUGUUCCCUGUAGGAAGCACAUCAAGGACAACACUACGGAGGCGGGCGGGACCUACAUUAAAAAGUGCUGUAAAGGAUUCUGCAUCGACAUCCUGAAGAAGAUCGCGAAGUACGUAAAGUUCACCUACGAUCUCUACCUGGUUACCAACGGUAAACAUGGGAAGAAGAUCAACAACGUGUGGAACGGGAUGGUGGGAGAGGUGGUCUAUAAGAAAGCUGUCAUGGCCGUCGGCUCUCUGACGAUCAAUGAGGAGCGUUCUGAGGUCAUCGAUUUCUCCGUCCCGUUCGUGGAAACUGGAAUAAGCGUCAUGGUCUCCCGUAGCAACGGCACCGUCUCCCCGUCCGCCUUUCUUGAGCCGUUCAGUGCGACGGUGUGGAUCAUGAUGUUUGUGAUGCUGUUGUUGGUAACAGCGAUGGCUGUGUUCAUGUUUGAAUACAUCAGCCCUCUGGGCUUCAACAGGAACCUGGCACAGGGUAGAGACCCCCACGGCCCAUCGUUCACUAUGGGUAAGGCAGUAUGGCUGCUGUGGGGUCUGGUGUUCAACAACUCUGUCCCGGUUCAGAACCCUAAAGGCACCACCAGUAAGUUCAUAGUGUCGGUGUGGGCCUUCUUCGCCGUCAUCUUCCUGGCCUCUUACACAGCCAACCUGGCUGCCUUCAUGAUCCAGGAGGAGUUUGUAGACCAGGUCACGGGACUGUCAGACAACAAGGUAAUGUUUUACUGCUUAUACUCUCAGCAU
Messenger RNA from Oncorhynchus masou masou (cherry salmon), 1878 nucleotides. RefSeq names its product glutamate receptor ionotropic, NMDA 2A-like. NCBI's taxonomy places the organism in Eukaryota, Metazoa, Chordata, Actinopteri, Salmoniformes, Salmonidae. The transcript has 22 exons. Gene Ontology annotation, molecular function: NMDA glutamate receptor activity. Gene Ontology annotation, biological process: excitatory postsynaptic potential; monoatomic ion transport; long-term synaptic potentiation. Gene Ontology annotation, cellular component: plasma membrane; NMDA selective glutamate receptor complex. The annotation marks the transcript as partial. The record is from RefSeq and is a predicted model, not a curated record.